Diatraea saccharalis (sugarcane borer) is the source of this 612-nucleotide messenger RNA. The record is from the annotation of a GenBank genome assembly. Lineage: Eukaryota; Metazoa; Arthropoda; Insecta; Lepidoptera; Crambidae.
AUGGCAGCUCAAAAAGUCCUCAUUGUUGCUUCGGCUCUCUUCGUCCAGGUUGUUUUUGGUCAAGUCUAUAACGGCAACACCAUUGUGGAGAACAUUGUCUCGGGAAAUUCAGGUGCUGGCAACAUCAAUAUCGCUAACACUGGAAUUAAUUCCUAUGGAGUUGCUAAUACCGGAAUCGGCAGCGCCGGCAUGAUUAACACAGGAUUUGGAAGUGGUUUCGGUUUGCUUGGCACGGGCAUUGGCAGUGGCGUCAAUGUGAUUGGCGGUGGUAUUGGCAGUGGAGUCGGUUUGAUUGGUGGAGGUAUUGGCAGCGGCGUGGGCGUUAUUGGCGGUAACGCAGGUGUCGUCGGUUCUGCAUUGAAUGGCGUUACCUUCAACUUGAACGGUCUCACCGUCGGUUCGAGCAGCCCUCUGAUCGUCACAAACAUUUCUCCCAUUGGUCCUAGUGGUCUCGCUGUGGCGUCAGAGAACGUGAUCGACGGCACCUUGUUGGUGAGCGGUUCUCUGCCGUUCCUGAGCGCGGUGGCGUUCGAGGGUACAUUGCCGACGGCUGGCUCUGGCAUCGCCACGUGUGGGUGCGGUAAUGGUGCUGUCGGAAUCAUCAACGUUUAA